AUGAAUCCCACUUUUUCAAUAAGUGACGAUGCUGAGCGAAGUCGAGCUUUAAUCGUUGCAGACUCCUGUCAUACGCAUAGUCAAAAGACUGGGCAGGAGAUGAACGUUUCCAUGAUGGAUUCCUACAACCUCACCUGGAAACUAGCCCACGAGAUCUACGCCCUGUCUCCUGGGCUGCCAGAAGCUAGCAUUCUAAAAAUAUAUGAAUUCGAAUUCAUGACAGUUGCACGUAUGCUUAUUGAGUUUGACACCAAGUUUUCCUCGAUAUUUUCUGGACAGAUAGUCUCUGAUAGCUCUGUUGAGGGUCUGGCACAGGAGCAAUUCCUCAAAGUCUUCAGCGAUGGGAGUGGUUUCACAAGUGUUUGUAGAAUCAAGUAUCCGCAGAGCAUCAUAGCCAAGGCAAUCAGCACAGAAAACUGA
Messenger RNA from Botrytis deweyae, 420 nucleotides. RefSeq lists its product as uncharacterized. The coding region runs from base 1 to 420 and encodes 139 amino acids. The record is from RefSeq and is a predicted model, not a curated record. NCBI's taxonomy places the organism in Eukaryota, Fungi, Ascomycota, Leotiomycetes, Helotiales, Sclerotiniaceae. The transcript has 2 exons. Gene Ontology annotation, molecular function: FAD binding.